AGAGUGCUGGCUAGGGGACUGUCUUCCCCUUCCCCUUCCCUUCCCCAUCCCCCUCAGUCAGAUUAAAACAGAUGGCAGAGGGACACAAAAUAAAGAGCAAACACAGAUGAGUGACUAAUUCUCCGAAAGGAGCCAAGAAAAAAAAACAACGCACAGCAACAAACCCUCAACUUCAUCAUUAGAAGCACCAGCAAGGAAUGCAUAAUUACUUUCUGAACAUCAUUCUUCCAUAUAAGUAAAUGCAGAGGUUGCUACAGACUUGACGACAGUAAGUAGGAAAGGUAUCCCCUGAGCAGGGUUGACAAGCAGCAAAGGAGUACGCUGCAACCCAACAGAUCUAAGCAGAGAACAUGGCGAUUGAAAAGAGGAGAGCAUCACAGAUUAACCCCCCCCACACACACACAAUGCAGCAGCCCUGCUGACCAUGCAGGUUUUACAGAGCACUGUACUCAGUCAACAGGUGCAGCUGAAAGACAGCUCUGGUGGUACCUCUGCAGGAACUACCCCUGGAACAGAACUCCUCUGAUCCCCUAUUAUCUGGGUUUAUCACACACAGGACUGAAGUAUCUGGUGUUUUGCAGGCUGGAAAACACAGAGUGUCUGGUGAUGCUGGCGGGGUAGCACAGGAAGAACCACAGCCUUCUGCAGGGAGACGUGCCAAAGGAACCACAGCCAGCACGCUGCAAUUCAUGUGGCCUCAGUAGAAACAUGAAGUGCAACAGAAGCACAACUCACUCACUAUAGUCCAGAAUUGGAUAGUGGAAACUCCACCAAGGGGCUCAUCCAGUAGAGCUUCCAUGCACAAGAAGCUGUACACCAGAACUCACAAGAGGAUGAAACCCAGCCUGAUCUUCCUGUAACUUCUACUGGUAAAGAUCACCUUUAAAAGGGAACAUGGAUUUAAUAAACUCAACGGAACAAAACAGUACAUCAGAAGAACUAUUCAAGUGGGUGACAUCCAAGAUUCUAAUUUCCAUUACCCUGUCUGUGCUUGCGCUAAUGACAACGGCCAUCAAUUCUCUGGUGAUGACUGCAAUAAUUGUGACAAGAAAACUCCACCACCCUGCCAACUAUUUGAUCUGCUCUCUUGCAGUGACUGAUUUCCUUGUGGCAGUCCUAGUGAUGCCCUUCAGCAUUGUCUACAUUGUAAAGGAGACUUGGAUCAUGGGGCAAGUAGUGUGUGACAUUUGGCUGAGUGUGGACAUUACAUGUUGCACGUGUUCCAUCUUGCAUCUUUCUGCCAUUGCUUUGGAUCGUUACAGAGCAAUCACAGAUGCUGUGGAAUACGCACGGAAAAGGACACCAAAGCAUGCUGGUAUCAUGAUUGCAGUCGUAUGGAUCAUAUCCAUUUUUAUCUCCAUGCCGCCUUUGUUUUGGCGGCACCAGACAACCAGCAAGGACGAUGAAUGCAUCAUCAAACAUGACCACAUUGUUUCCACCAUUUACUCUACAUUUGGCGCCUUCUAUAUCCCCCUGGCCUUGAUUCUGAUCCUUUAUUACAAGAUAUACAAGGCAGCAAAGACCUUUCACAGAAGAAGUGUCAGCAGGAUAGUCAGGGAGGAGGUAAAUGGACAAGUCCUUUUGGACGCAGGUGAGAGAAGCACCAAACUGACUUCAAUGCCCAGCACAAUGGAGAAGACAUCAGAUCCACUGGUGGACUGUGAUAAAAUCAACGUCAGCAUACGAAGCCCCAGAUCUGAAUCUAAGCAUGAGAAGUCUUGGAAAAAACAGAGAAUCUCUAGUACAAGAGAGCGAAAGGCAGCAACUACUCUGGGUCUGAUCCUGGGGGCUUUUGUGAUCUGCUGGCUCCCUUUUUUUGUAAAAGAAGUAGUUGUGAACACCUGUGAAAGUUGUCACAUUUCAGAAGACAUGUCUAAUUUCCUAGCAUGGCUGGGAUACAUUAAUUCCCUUAUUAACCCUCUGAUCUACACAAUCUUUAAUGAAGAUUUCAAGAAAGCCUUCCAGAAGCUUGUGCGGUGUAGGCAAUAUCUUUAAGAGCUUUUGUUCAUAUAAGCAAAACAUACUCAUUGCUUUUUUUAAAUGUGUAUAAAUUUAUAUAACUGAGAACACAUUUGUUGUAUUUAAGGAAAAGCACCAAGACUCUGCAUUCAUAUUAUGACUCUUUUAUAUCAGUAGCACUGGGAGCACAAAUUGCCCAAGUUUUAAAGAGAUGGAUCUUCCAGGAUCGGUUUUGCUCUGAAGAAAGAGGUAGAAUAUAUUCAUUGAGGCCCUGACCGUGCUGGCAUUUGCAGAGCUGCUUAGUUUGAAGCAUAUAGGUAUUAUAUUAAAUAUGAAGGAAAUACACACUCUUGAAGUAGAUAAAAGAAACAAAUUUUUAAAAAGAAGAAAAAAAAAAGCAACCCUAAGUGACCGAUGAAGUUUUAAGUAAACAACAAACAGAUACUGAUCCCUACUAUCAGUAAAAUGGAAAAUACAACUUCACAGGCCUGCAGCACAGAGCCAAGCUAUUUUGAACAAAGGGUGGCAGCCUUAAAUAUUCCUAGUAUUAUGCUAUAUUGACUAGUUGAGUUCUGCUCUAGCCCUGCCCUCUCCCAGGACUUUCACGUGUUAUGCCCUUGCAGUGCCCCAGUAGUAGGCAAGACACUUUCACAGCCCAAUAGUUCAUAGUAAACCAAUAUUAUGUGCCCUCUGCCAUUGCACACUCAAGACACACAUGGCCAUAGCCCCAAGGGAAUGGUAUGGUAGUCAGUGUACCUCCAGUGAUUAGGGUCU
Meleagris gallopavo (turkey) is the source of this 2733-nucleotide messenger RNA. The record is from RefSeq and is a predicted model, not a curated record. Lineage: Eukaryota; Metazoa; Chordata; Aves; Galliformes; Phasianidae.